AAGCAAGUCGAUCCAUCAUGUUAUAUAAUGCCAUCACCGAUUUACCAUAUCUCAUCUCUCACUCACCUUUUUUAUUCCUGCAGGUAAACAAAAUUACCUAAAUACUACUUAGAAUGGUAUUAAUUAAUUAAUUUCGUGCUUUUGUCUUAUUAAUUUUAUUCAAUAGUGUAAUGGCAAGCCCGAACGACGCCGCUUCGAAUAUGUUAACGAAUUCUUGCUGGAAGAAGCCAUGUGAGGAAGGCGGAAGCGUUUGGGGCAACUUCAAGAAUCAGCUGAAUCAUUUCGUGCAUACCCCCGUGAAAGACCACACUCACUGCUUCAAACUCGCCUUGCUCUCGGUGAAGGAUAAAUUCUCAACACCCGCAAACUGGACCGUAGAUCAAAAUUCAUCUGAUUUGGGGGCUAAUGAUUCAAUGGAAUUGCCAUGGGAUCGUGACUUCACGUCAGUUUGUUGAGAUGUCACCGGUUAAUUAGUUUGUUGCUAUUAUUUUUCUUUUUUGGAUUGGAGGUUUAAAAUUAGGUUUCACAGUGUUGAUUCUCAAGCAUAUAUAUAUAUUUUUUUCAAAAUGAUUAUGAAGCAAAUGUAUUAGCUAGUAAUCACAUGUUUACGUUUAAUGAAUCUUUGUUGUGUGCUUAUGAU
Messenger RNA from Salvia miltiorrhiza (redroot sage), 640 nucleotides. RefSeq lists its product as uncharacterized. Bases 171 to 455 code for a protein of 94 amino acids. NCBI's taxonomy places the organism in Eukaryota, Viridiplantae, Streptophyta, Magnoliopsida, Lamiales, Lamiaceae. The record is from RefSeq and is a predicted model, not a curated record. The transcript is spliced from 2 exons.